UAUCAAUAAUCCUAAAGGAUUUUAAAAGUUCAAAAUAAAACAUACUGUACGUAGUAAAUCAAUAUCCAAACCGCUAAACGUACAGAUAAGAGCAUAAGAUAUUGGCAACUCUGUUUCGCGCCUCCCUGCCGCGCGUCCGUUGGAUGCCCAGCUCCCUGCUCCGCCUCUCCGCGAGUCCCCAGCCCACCGCCCACCGCCGCUUGAGGCUUCCCACUGCCUGCCCACCCACCCGCCCAGGACGCUGAACGGCGACCAUCACUGCCCUAACCCCUAGAGGAUUUGAGAGAGAUUUGGUCUGCUUUAACAAUUAGAGAGAGCUUUUAUCCUCUUAUGCGUGGAUGAAGCAUCAAAAUUUUAUGAGAAAUGAUUAAAAAUAGGAAUGGAACAACGGCCGUUGCACAUAUGAUCCAGUUUUUUUGGCAAGGGGGAAGAAGAUCGAGUUCUCCAAAGAAGAGUGCUCACCAAACAGUAGAUUCCUGACUCAAAAUCCCCAUAAUGACAAAAACUGAAAUCACGGUCUCCAGCGAAGAUCCGUCUGCCUCUUCCUCUCGGCCGUGGCAAUCUUACCACACUGUUUAUACCAAUGCAAAAGCUGGCAUGGAAGGGGUGGACAAGGAAAAAGUGCAGAGAAUAGUGUAUGAAAUGAGCAAAGGAUCUAAGUAUUACCAGAACGAGGAGCGCAAGGAGGCUCAUAUGAAGCAGAGAAUCGAAAGCAUGCGUUCCCAGUGUUUGAAACUCACUAAGGCUGAUGCAUCUCACUACGAGAAGCUUGCUGAGAAAAGGAUAUUAGAGCUUGAAGCCACACGUGAUUUGUCAAGGAUUUGGAUACAUGUAGAUAUGGAUGCUUUUUAUGCAGCUGUUGAAACAUUGAGUGAUCCUUCAUUAGAAGGAAAGCCAGUGGCUGUUGGCAGCUUGUCAAUGAUCUCUACUGCUAAUUAUGAGGCUCGCAAGUUUGGGGUUCGGGCUGCAAUGCCUGGCUUUAUUGCUCGUAAAUUAUGUCCAGGGUUGAUAUUUGUACCUACGGACUUCAAAAAGUACAAUCAUUACAGUGGAUUGACAAGACAGAUCUUCCAGAAAUAUGAUCCUAACUUCUUAACGACAAGUCUGGAUGAGGCAUACCUGGAUAUAACAAAGAUUUGCAGAGAUAGGGGAAUUACAGGUGAAGAGGUGGCUGAAGAGCUCAGGAAAAGUGUUUACAAUGAGACCGGCCUCACUUGUAGUGCGGGUGUAGCUCCAAAUCGCUUACUUGCUAAGGUUUCUUCGGAUAUCAACAAACCUAAUGGACAAUUUGUUUUGCCUAAUGAUCGUAAUGCUAUUAUGACGUUUAUCUCCACGCUUCCUAUUAGGAAGAUUGGUGGCAUUGGUAAGGUUACUGAAAACAUCUUAAAGGAAAUUUUUGGAAUAACAACAUGUGAGGGUUUGUUGCAGAAAGGCAAACUUCUAUGUGCACUAUUUUCUCGUUCCUCAGCAGACUUCUUCUUGUCGGUCGGUCUAGGACUCGGUGAGACCGAUUCGCCUCAAACAAAGAUGCGGAAGAGUAUGAGUAAUGAGAGAACAUUUUCAGCUACCGGGGAUGAGACAUUUCUUUAUAAAAAGUUAGUCGAUAUUGCAGAGAUGCUUUCAGCAGAUAUGGAACAAGAAGGCCUUUGUGGACGGACAUUGACACUGAAGCUGAAAACUGCAUCUUUUGAGGUGCGGACUAGGGCAGUGACUUUGACAAAGUACAUAAGCUCAAGUCAGGAUAUAUUAACACAUGCUUCAAAGCUGCUGAAAGCUGAGCUACCUGUACCCUUACGACUUAUAGGACUCCGUAUUUCUCAGUUUAUGGAAGAGAAUGUCAACCUUUCUGAUCCCACACAGAGAACGCUGUCCAACUUUGUUGUUCAAGAAGCUGCUAGAAGAGAGGCGCACAUGCCUUUGAGUUCUGAUACUAGUGAGACUGCCUUCACAUAUGACAUAUGCUAUGACUCUCCUACAAAAAGCAGUGAAGUAUCUUGGGAUUUUAAAUCCUCUAUUCACAACAAUUAUAGCAAAUCACGGCAGAAAAGCCUUGAGCCUCAGCGUGAUGCUGUUGAAGUCAAUGUGUAUGAAGCAAUUGAUGCAAACAACUCAUCUUCCGGGUCAUUGAAAAAGUUAACCUUUUCUGAACCGUUGGAGGGCGCUGACCACUUAUAUGAUGGAACGGAGCACUGCUCAGACCAUUUUAAGGAGUUGAUACUUGUUUGGUUGGACGGAUAUAAAUGCUCACUAUGUGGGGUUGAAUUGCCACCCAGUUUCGUUGAGGAGAGGCAAGAGCACUCCGACUUUCAUCUUGCUCAAAGACUGCAAGAUGAGCAAUUUAGUGACAAUUAUAAAUUGUUGACACCUCAGCGAAGGUCGUUACAGAAUGGGGAUACAUGGAAUCAUGGUGCGCAGAGAAAGAAGAAGAAAGUAUACCCGACGUCCGUUAAAUGUAUUCCUAUUGAUUCUUUUUUUGUGAAGACAAAUCAGAACUUCUAACAUAUGUAUCUGUAUGUUUGUGUUUUACCCUUUCUUAGUUUCUUGUACAUUAACAAUUCUCAAUCAGUUAAAUGUUAUUACUUCUUACUGUGUAUUCAGUUACAACAGUAUACAUGCGAAGAACAUUUAAAAUAAUAGACUCAUAUAUUUGUGUACAUUGGAUU
Cuscuta europaea is the source of this 2663-nucleotide messenger RNA. Lineage: Eukaryota; Viridiplantae; Streptophyta; Magnoliopsida; Solanales; Convolvulaceae. The record is from the annotation of a GenBank genome assembly.